Sitodiplosis mosellana (orange wheat blossom midge) is the source of this 1797-nucleotide messenger RNA. RefSeq names its product cell cycle checkpoint protein RAD17-like. Gene Ontology annotation, biological process: DNA damage checkpoint signaling; DNA repair; mitotic DNA replication checkpoint signaling. The transcript has 6 exons. Lineage: Eukaryota; Metazoa; Arthropoda; Insecta; Diptera; Cecidomyiidae. The record is from RefSeq and is a predicted model, not a curated record. The coding region runs from base 125 to 1708 and encodes 527 amino acids. Gene Ontology annotation, molecular function: chromatin binding.
UACAGAGUCAAUGCCAAUGGACAUUCAGUCAAAAAUUGAAUGUCAACGCAUUCAACAGUUGAUUGGAUAGAGCGCAGCAUAAAAUUCCCUUGAAAUUGUUUAUUCCGAGAAAAGUUCAGUGAAAAUGGCCACAAAGCAGAAAAAGUGGUUCAAAUCAGCGUUUGAUGCGCCACAAUCCCCUGCAGUGAACACACAAAAACGGCCGAAGAUGCAGAGUGUGUUUUCGAACGAGGAUGAUUCGAUUAAUUUUAGCGAAUUGGAUUUAUCGAGUCUGGACAACAACAAUCAAACGACUGCUGAAAUUCAGAAACCCACGGCUGAAGUCACCAUGAUUCAUACCGAUUUCAAAUCAUCGAAUUGGAUUGAGAAUUUUGCACCACGCACCAAAGUGGACCUCGCCAUACAUGCGAAAAAAGUCGCCGAAGUUGAGGAUUGGUUUCGAGUGAUUAAAGACAAACGAAUGAAAAAUGCUGCACCUAUCGUUUUGGUGACUGGGCCAAGUGGCAGCGGCAAAUCGGCUACAAUCAAAAUCAUUGCUCAGGAAUUUGGAUACACAAUCAGUGAAUGGGUCACUCCAAUGGAUCUGGAACAUCCGCGUUAUGAUCGAACUGACAAUGAUAAAGUGACAUUUUCGGAAAGCCAAAUCGACAAAUUCACACAGUUUCUGUUCCAAUCGUCACGAUAUCGAUCGGUAUUUGAUACAGCAACAAAACGGCUCGUUUUGGUUGAAGACUUUCCAAACAUAUUCAUCAAAGAUCCGAGCAGUUUUGAGGAAGUUUUAGAAAGAUACUCCAGCUACGGUAAAUCACCAUUGAUUUUCAUCGUCGCAGACACAAAAUCGCGUACGCUCAACAUCAGCUUCAAUUUGUUCACCGAUGAAAUUCGAAGCCGAUUCAAUAUCACAUCGAUCAGUUUCAAUCCAGUGGCUGACACAAUGCUGAAGAAAGGACUGAAACGAAUCUGUGAUAUUAUGGGGCAAAAUGGUUUCAAAAAAUACUACACCGAACCAAGCAAAGAUACAAUCGAAUCGAUCGUUUUGUCGUCGCAAGGGGAUAUUCGCAGUGCGGUGAUCAAUUUACAUUUUGCAUCUCAGAAAAAUUCCACAAUGUUACCAGUCCAGUCUCUCAACCUUAACAAGAAAACCAAAAAUACCAAAAAAUCUAAAUCAAAAUUAAAGUCUUUAGGCACUGAUGAAAAUAUCACCGUUCUACACGCUCUCGGUCGGGUUUUCAAUCCAAAAUACAAAGAAGAAGCCGAUGCACUUGGCAACAAAACAUUCCUACAUUCACCGGAUGAAAUAACCAGUUUGCUCACAACUCAACCGACCACAUCGAUAAAUCUCAUACACCACAAUUACAUUACCCACUUCCAGCGGCUAGAAGAAAUCAUCAGUGCCAUAGAUUGCAUCAGUCAUUCCGAUGUUAUGUUGAAUGAAUGGCGUUCGGAUCUGUGCGCAGAAAUCGGAGUUGGCCUUGCUGUGCGCGGUGUUAUGACAGCUAAUGAAAAUCCUGUCACGGGCCGUUGGAUGCCAGUGAGAAGUGCCAAAAAUCAACUUAAAACAAAUGAAUACGAUAAAGAGCGCAAAGACUUCGGAAUUUCACUGCUUGUGUCAUCAAACAACUUUGCCUGUGAUUAUCGCACCUACAUCAAGCUCAUUCCAAAAGUAGAAGCAACUGAAGCCCUCAAUACCACUGAAAUUAUUGAAUAAACAUCCAUUCUGUACGGAAUUAUUAUUUUCAAUGUGUAAUUUUUCUCCGUUGUUUAUGUGUUUUUAAUAAAUCAAUUCGUUCAAAUCAA